Messenger RNA from Mercenaria mercenaria, 2084 nucleotides. Its product is annotated as N(4)-(Beta-N-acetylglucosaminyl)-L-asparaginase-like. Gene Ontology annotation, molecular function: N4-(beta-N-acetylglucosaminyl)-L-asparaginase activity. Gene Ontology annotation, biological process: protein deglycosylation. The record is from RefSeq and is a predicted model, not a curated record. The coding region runs from base 32 to 1099 and encodes 355 amino acids. The transcript is spliced from 8 exons. Lineage: Eukaryota; Metazoa; Mollusca; Bivalvia; Venerida; Veneridae.
GCUACGCCGCUGGUAGCCACAUGACUUGGAAAUGGCGGCUUAUAUGUUUGUUUACAUUUUUAGUUUAAUCACGGUAUGUUUUUCUGCGGUUUCGGAUGGUUUUAAACAGCAAGGCCCAUAUAAGAAAGAAGAAUCGCCGUGGAUUCCAUUGAUUCUAACUACAUGGGGCUAUAGAGAUGCAGUACAGGCAGGUUGGGAUGUCAUCAAAAAUGGACAUGCCGCAAUUGACGCUGUUGAAGCCACUGGACAUUCAUGUGAGAUGGCACAAUGCCGACACACCGUCGGAUUUGGAGGCAGUCCCGACGAAAGCGGAGAAACAACACUAGAUGCGAUGAUAAUGGACGGCGCCUCACACAAUGUUGGCGGCGUUGGCGGACUACGAAGGAUCAAGCAGGCCAUUUCUGUUGCCAGAAAGGUUUUAGACAACACAGAUCAUUCUCUGCUGGUGGGAGAGGCAGCAACACAGUUCGCAGUCGAGAUGGGUUUUAAAGAAGAAAAUCUUACCACACCCUACUCAGAACAACUUUGGAAAUCAUGGAGAAAUAAUAAUUGCCAACCAAAUUUCCGAGAGAAUGUUUCUCCCGAUCCCCGGAAGUCAUGUGGUCCAUAUCAUCCAAUCAGAAGUUCUCAAGUUAUUGACAAAUAUAUGAAAAACGUUGAUAGAAACAACCACGACACAAUUGGAAUUAUUGCAAUGGACGCUAAAGGGAACAUUGCUUCAGGUGCCUCAACGAAUGGACUUAAAUAUAAGAUUCCUGGCCGGGUUGGCGAUUCUCCAAUCGCAGGUGCCGGAUCAUACGCAGAAAACAACGUAGGGGCUGCCGCAUGUACGGGCAAUGGAGAUAUAAUGAUGCGGUUCCUUCCAAGUCAUACAGCGGUGACUUUAAUGAGAGCUGGGCUGUCUGCACAAGAGUCUGCUGAUGUUGCUGUUAAAACCAUACAACAGAAGUAUCCCGAUUUCAAGGGGGCUGUAGUCGCUGCUGAUGCAAUGGGAAAAAUAGGUGUAUCUUGCCAUAUUUGGACGAACUUUCAGAUAACUUAUAUGAUGCCGAGUCUUCCGGAGGUUCAAGUGAGAAAUGUUACUUGUACAAUGAACUAGUAACGUCAGUUGUUAGAGGAAACUGUAAACAUCGCCUUCAUUAAUUCUACGCGCAUGCGUACAAAUAGAUAUCUGACAACCUUACACUGUUUUCUGACCAAAAAUUACAUAUUCCAUUCACAGGGAAAUGAGCGCUAAAGUUCCAUUUGGCGUGAGGUUAUAUUCUUAAGACGCCUUUGCCAGCUCACGGUGGCGUGUUUGAUGUUGUAAUUACGUUACGUGUUUUUGAUUAGUUUUUGCACGUUGAUUUGCUCAACCAUCCUGUUGGAAUAUGUGAAAAUGUCUCUGUGCUCGCGUGGUUACUGACAAUGGCGUUCGUUGCAAUAUGUGUGAAUCAUGCAAUAUACCUUUUUUUGGCAAGAUACGGCCGAGAACAAGAUAUUAAUAACCGGAAUCUCUCUUCACUGAUCUGAUAGUUAAAAUUAAAAGUUAUAUAAUUAUUAUUAUGUGAUACCUGAUUGGUAAUCAUAAUUUUAAAAAAAUCUUGAACAGCAAACUUUUUUCAAAGUUUUUGAUAUAAUUAUUUCUUAUCGAAAAUGCAUUGUAGCUUUUUUUUCAUUUUUUGUCAAUGCGUAAACAAUUGUAGUUUGUUUGCAGCGUGUUUGUUUGUAUGUCUGUCUGUAUGUAAGCCAAUGACUUGUGGUGUUUUUGAAGGGGAAAAUGUAAAAUUGAGUUCCAUUUUUUCCUGAAUCAAUCUGCACUUUCAUUUGAAAUUUGCGCUAAUUAUUUUGUAGUAUUAUUGUGCCUCUCAAUCAGUAAUGUAAUAACACAGUUAUGUUUAUGGUGUCCUGUUUUGCAUGAUCUUUGUUUAAGCCUGCGACUAAAUUUGAAAUGACUUUUUUUUAUUGUAUAUAUGUAAUGAUUAGUUCAGUAUUGACGCUUUACAUUAUUUUCAGUAAUUCGAAGUUCUGCUGUAUUUGUAUUUACUAUUUCAUCUUUUUUGAGUGUUGUUGCCUUUUGUUUAAUAAAACUUUGUAAAUUUAAA